This is a messenger RNA of Scomber scombrus (Atlantic mackerel), 3237 nucleotides long. RefSeq names its product cytoplasmic dynein 1 intermediate chain 2-like. Lineage: Eukaryota; Metazoa; Chordata; Actinopteri; Scombriformes; Scombridae. Bases 114 to 1955 code for a protein of 613 amino acids. Gene Ontology annotation, cellular component: cytoplasmic dynein complex. Gene Ontology annotation, biological process: transport along microtubule. The transcript has 16 exons. The record is from RefSeq and is a predicted model, not a curated record. Gene Ontology annotation, molecular function: dynein heavy chain binding; dynein light chain binding.
UCCAGCUUCCAGCAUCAUCAGUCUUCACCACCAUCACUUCUCUUCAGACUUAACGUAGACGAAACUGGACCCCACUGUCACCGCCCUGUUUGAAUUCAACAUCUGUCGUCAGUAUGUCUGACAAGAGUGAGCUGAAGGCUGAACUGGAGAGGAAGAAGCAACGGAUCGCCCAGAUUCGAGAGGAAAAGAAGAGAAAAGAAGAAGAGAAGAAAAAGAAGGAUGGAGACUCGAAGCGGGGAGUGGAGGCUGGAGGUGGGUCUUCUGGCGGCCACGAAGACUCUGACCUGGAGAGAAAGAGGAGGGAGGCGGAGGCGCUGCUACAGAGUGUCGGCAUCACCCCAGACAUGCCUCACGUCCCUGCCCCCAUGUCUCCUUCCAACAAAUCAGUGGGCAGCGAUGCAGGAAGCCAAGAUUCUGGGGAUGGAAACGCAGGACCCAGACGUGGAGCUGUGAGGCUGGGAAUGUCUAAAGUGACCCAGGUGGAGUUUGUCCCAAAAGAAAUGGUGUCAUACUCCAAAGAAACCCAAACACCCACCGAGGCACUGGCACACACCGAUCAAAAAGCAGAAGAGGAAGAGGAUGAGGAGAUAACUCCUCCUCCAACAGCAGAGGACAACCAGGAGGAGAAAGAGGAACAGGGUGAACAGCAGGAUGAGGACACUCCCAAAGAGCUGACUGAAGAAGAGAAGCUGCAGGUCUUGCACUCUGAGGAGUUUGUGUCAUUUUUCGAGCGAGGCAGCAGAAUUGUAGAGAGAGCUCUGGCUGAGCAGGUGGACGUCUGCUUCGACUACAGCGGGAGAGACCUUGAGGAUAAGGAGGGUGACUUGCAGGCAGGUGCUAAGCUGGUCCUAAACAGACAGUUUGCAGAGGAACGCUGGACUAAAAACAGAGUGGUCACAUGUCUCGACUGGUCCCCUCAGUAUCCAGAGCUGUUGGUGGCUUCGUAUAACAACAAUGAGGAUGCUCCACAUGAGCCUGAUGGAGUGGCACUGGUCUGGAACAUGAAGUAUAAGAAAGGCACACCUGAGUACAUCUUCCAUUGCCAGUCAGAGGUGAUGUCUGCCGGCUUUGCAAAGUUUCACCCCAACCUGGUGGUGGGUGGGACGUACUCUGGACAGAUUGUCCUAUGGGACAACAGGAGCAACAAGCGCACCCCUGUCCAAAGAACCCCCCUGUCUGCCGCUGCACACACACACCCAGUCUACUGUGUGAAUGUGGUGGGAACCCAGAACGCUAACAACCUGAUAAGCAUUUCCACUGAUGGUAAAAUGUGCUCCUGGAGCCUUGACAUGCUCUCCCAGCCACAGGACAGUCUGGAGCUGGUGUUCAAACAGAGCAAGCCGGUGGCUGUCACCUCCAUGGCCUUUCCUCUGGGUGACGUCAACAACUUUGUAGUGGGGAGCGAGGACGGUUCUGUCUACACUGCCUGCCGCCAUGGCAGUAAGGCGGGUAUCACUGAGGUGUUUGAGGGCCACCAUGGUCCGGUGACGGGCCUGAGCUGUCACAGUGCUGGAGGACCUGUUGAUUUCUCUCAUCUCUUCAUCUCCUCCUCUUUUGAUUGGACCGUCAAACUCUGGAGCACAAAGAGUACCCGUCCAUUGUACUCGUUUGAGGACAGUUGUGACUAUGUCUACGAUGCAAUGUGGUCUCCAACACACCCUGCCCUGUUUGCUUGUGUGGACCUAGCUGGACGCCUGGACCUGUGGAACCUCAACAAUGAUACUGAAGUUCCCACUGCCAGUGUGUAUGUGGAGGGGGCUCCAGCACUGAACCGUGUGAGAUGGGCUCACUCUGGUAAAGAGAUUGCCACUGGAGACUCAGAGGGACAGGUGCAGGUCUAUGAUGUAGGGGAGCAAAUCUGCGUGCCCAAGGCUGAUGAGUGGACGCGCUUCGUCAGGACUCUGGCUGAGAUCAAUGAGAACCGAGACGAGGCUGAGGAACUCGCCAACGCUUGAUGUUACAAACCCCACACUUACCAUGUCUCAUAAAUUCCUCAUUACACACUAUUAGCACACUACACAACACUGCCGGAGGAGCAGAGCUCUCCUCUCUCUGGCUUACAGCUUCCCUUUUUCCACCUAAUAGAACAUGAAUUGGCCUGAGGAGAUGUGCAGAGCUAGAAUAGAUAUAAUAGACAGUUUUAGACAGGUUCAGAGGUAUUUUUAAAUGUGUCUUUAGAGUUUUAGAGUGCAGUUGUAGGACAAUGAAUGUGACGUGUAGCAGUACUAGUAAAGACAGCACAACUGAGAAAGUACCAGGAGGUGAUGAUCAGCAUAGACGUGUCAAUACUAUCGAUAUUCUAGCUCUUUGAUAACAUCCUCAGGGCUUCAUAAACUGCUCUUCUCCUAAGGCCUCAAACAAACUCAGCCCUUUUUUUAAAUAUGCAAUCCUUUGUACUCACACAUUUUUAUUACCAUUUGAGUGUUUUUACAUGUUUUAAUAUUUUCUGGACACGCUUGUGCACAUGGCUGGCUAAGUGUUUGAGGAUUGUGGAUAAACAAAAUGCUAGCAUCUCACUAUCUGACCCUUUUCAUCCACAGUGGCACUUGACAACUAAAACAGCUAAACAGCUAAUUCACGCUGGCCUGUGCAGAAGUGUGUCAUUCUUACAUUUUAACCACUACAAUAUUUAAUAUUUAUUCUGGUGGUUGCACUUAUUUAAAUAUUUUGUGUAUUAUUGUUUAAGAAAAUGCUGCUUUGUACUGAAAACCUGAGUAAUACUGUCCUAAAAUUCGCACUACAAGCUUUUUACUCGGCAAAACCUGUUUUCUUGCCUUGAAUUUGUUGACAUCAGUACAAUUUAGAAGUGUUUUUUUCUCUGUACCAAAGGUUAUUGUUUCUCACUCUGUUCCUGUGUUGUGUGUAAUAGAAAACAAUUUCCUUACUUGCCCUAUGAGGAUGUAAAUGAACUUUCUAUAUGAAAGUGUAAAGCAGAGGUUGGAAGUUAAUCUUUACAACAGAAAAUUGAUUUCGAUCGUUUUUCUUUUCCAUUCAACUUUUCAUUCCAUCCACGCAGAUGCAGCAUUCCAGCCUCGACAGGCUUCAGAUUAAGCUUCAAAUUUUAUCUAUCAUGUUUAAGAUGAGCUAAAAAUGCACUGUAGCAACCAUAUUGGAUAUGACAUGACAAAGAUCAGUAUUCUGCAUAGACUAAUUAUACUGUAUGCUGCCCUGUUACUGUUGAUACAGAUGAUGGUUGCACUUUCCCAUUGGAAUAAAACCCAAGUCAUAUUGGUAAAA